AUGACCUCUGGAAAUCCUCCAUCGUCAGAUAAUAAUUAUCUCUUUGAAUGGGAACAAAUAUGCUUAGAAUUUUUUAGUAAUAAUGAUAAAAUUGCUGAAGCAGUGGUUGGACUUGUAGAAUUUGCAUCUCGUUCUAAUGGUGAAAUAACUGUCAAUUUCGAUUCUAUUGAUAAAAAUUUGAAAAAGGAAAAAAUUGAAGAAUUACUG
Molecule: messenger RNA, 207 nt
Organism: Scutellospora calospora
Lineage: Eukaryota; Fungi; Glomeromycota; Glomeromycetes; Diversisporales; Gigasporaceae
Source: the annotation of a GenBank genome assembly